This is a messenger RNA of Zingiber officinale, 1180 nucleotides long. Its product is annotated as COP9 signalosome complex subunit 7-like. The transcript is spliced from 9 exons. Bases 73 to 822 code for a protein of 249 amino acids. Lineage: Eukaryota; Viridiplantae; Streptophyta; Magnoliopsida; Zingiberales; Zingiberaceae. The record is from RefSeq and is a predicted model, not a curated record. Gene Ontology annotation, cellular component: COP9 signalosome.
AAUUGUCUGACAAAAUCCCUAAUAAACCCACCGCUCGUCUUCGCCCUCGCGCGCUAGCUGGGGAAAGCGACGAUGGGCAUCGAACGGAAGCAGUCGGCGUUCAUCGAUCGCUUCGUGAGGCAAGCGGCGGAGCUCGGCGCAGCUGAAUCCGUCGCCAAUCUUGUCCUCGAGGCUACCUCCCAUCCCUCUCUUUUCGCCUUCGCCGAGAUCCUCGCCAUCCCCAACCUCUCGAAGCUUCUGGCAUCGCAGUAUUCAUCGUAUUUGGAUGUGCUUCUUUUGUUUGCCUGCGGCACAUGGAAAAUUUACCAACGUCAUGCUCAUAGCCUUCCAGUUCUGUUGCCUGAUCAAGUUCGUAAGCUGAAGCAAAUUAGUGUAUUAGCACUCAUUGAAAAUGAAAAGGAACUUCCUUAUGAUCAACUCAUGGAGGAACUGGAUGUUUCAAAUGUUCAGGAACUUGAGGACUUCCUCAUCCAGGAGUGCAUACAUACAGGUAUUGUUAGAGGAAAACUUGAUCAAUUGCGCAGGUGUUUCAAGUUUGCAUCUGGUAGGGACCUUACAGCUGAACAUCUAGCCAACACAAUUGAAACAUCAAAUAGCUGGUUUCGUACAUCCAGUAAUUUGCUACAUCUGAUCGAAGAGGGUAUCAAAUGGGUUGAGUGUAUGAAUGAGAUUAACAAUCAACAUAAGAAGGAAAUCAAUGAUGAGAUUGAAGAAGUGGAGAAAGCUUUCAAGGACCAUGAUGGAUGGUCUGAAAUUUGGGAUGGAACGGAUGAGGACUGCAUUGGACGAAAGUCAAGGAGACGGCGGCGGCUGGAACUUUAAAGCAAAAAGGUUGCUCUCCUGGUCUAAAUUCCAAUUUAGUCAGCUAACUAUUUUGUUGAUAACAUCUUAAAAUUGCCAGCAUUUCAAAGCAGAAUAACCUCUCAACAUUAGUGUACUACAAAAGAUCAUGUCCAUAUCACACCUAUCAUUUUACCGAAUUGUAAACACAGACAACCAUAACAGAGUUUUCUCUGUUUGAACUCGGAAUGAUAGUAGAUCAAUUAGUUUUGGAUGACAAAACUAGCUGUCCUUUUUGUACCUACAAAUCUCGAAUUCAUGUAUAGUUGUUACUUCUUGCCUCACAUGAAUUGCUACUCUGCAUGACCCAUUGUGGAUUAUGUAACUAGUUAAAAGGACA